Cylicocyclus nassatus is the source of this 1461-nucleotide messenger RNA. The record is from the annotation of a GenBank genome assembly. Lineage: Eukaryota; Metazoa; Nematoda; Chromadorea; Rhabditida; Strongylidae.
AUGGAGAGCCAACAUCAGCCAUCAAUUGUGCUAUUUUUGCUAAUUAUAUGUAACGUUAUAAUCAUCACCAUAUGGGGACUAAUUCCACAAUUGUGGAAGAAGCUGAGUCCUAUAGUUGCUCGCUGUGCGUACAAUCUGCGACUUCCAAUCGAAAGUUACAGCGCAAGUAAUGGGCUUGCGCUUUUUCACAUAUCCAAUAGAAAUCAGUUUCAAAAUUCCUCCUGUAGCGUGGUAAGCAUCAACAAUAUCAACCAUGGUGAUGCCGAAGAAAAUUUAGCGAAAAGCACGUCAUGCGAUUUUUACGCCUCCGACAAGUCACUAGAGAUUCGCGCAGAUUACCAAAACAUGACUGAAAAACUGCAAAUUAUUAUGGAAUCGAAAUCGCAAGGUCCAACCUACGUCACCGAUCUGUCUACACUAGUGAGACUAAGAUUUGGUCUUCAAAAUGUUGACAACCUCAUCGUUGGACCAUUCGAACACAAUAUAGAAUUUCGUAAUUUGCUGCAGAUGGACGUUUACAAAAAACUAGUGCUACGUUUCUGUCAAGUGAACGUAGUUUACAGCCGAACAUUUAUCGGUGGUAACUCCUUCCUCAAGUCCUUUAACGCUAUUCUUUACGAAUCCACGUUUUUGAUCGUCAAAACAUCCAUGUCCAAGGAUGGAAACUAUAUGAAUGUAUUUGCUGUCAAUUUUGUCGACGAAUAUUGUAUAAAACAUUAUCUUCGAUAUAGAGAUAGUCCUGAAUUUGAGGACGAUUUCCAUUAUUUAUUUAUGAAGGCUAGACGUUGCCAACAUGAAUCUACAAAGUUAUCGUUCCGUCCAGGAUCUAAGCUGUCCUACACUACCUUGCUUCAACUUCAGCAGUCUGCUCCGAACUGUUCAAUAGUGAGCGUCAAUAAUAAUAUGCACAGUGAUGCUGAGCAACAAUUAGCGGUUUCGACGAACUGCAGUUUUUUUGCAUCUGAUAAGUCUAUUCAUUCACCUGCUGCUUAUCAAACCAAAGCUACAAAUAUGGAAGUGAUCUUGGAGCAGACAUCGAGCGGAGAUAGACGGCAUGUCACCGACUUACGGUCACUUGUUCUACUAAACUCCAGCGCUCGAGUAAUUGAUAACCUUAUCGUUGGACCAUUCGAGCAUAAUAUUGAAUAUCGUGCGUUGCUCUGGCUCAACUUCUAUAAGAAGCUUGGUGUACAACUAUGUCAGGUGAAUUUGAUGUAUAAGCAUACGGACCUCAUCAGCCGAAAAUUUUUUAUGCAAUCUAUUCAUGGAAUCCUCUAUCAAUCCUUCUUUUUAAUUGCUAGGACAUCAAAGUCAAGGGACAACAAAAUAAUGAAUGUGUUUGCUAUUAACUUUAAAGAGGAGAUCUGCAUUGAACGCUACAUAAGAGAUAUAAACAAAUUCCGACCAAGUCGAACGUUCUUGCUUUCGCAAGAACAGCUUGUGCGCGACUACAAAAUCUAA